Molecule: messenger RNA, 5072 nt
Organism: Blepharisma stoltei
Lineage: Eukaryota; Ciliophora; Heterotrichea; Heterotrichida; Blepharismidae
Source: the annotation of a GenBank genome assembly
AUGAGCUUUUACUCUGGCUCUGACGAUAAUUCUGACUAUGGCGGGUUUGAACCGCAGGUCAGCUCAACUCGUAGGUCUUUAAGACAAAGACCUCAAAAGAAGUAAUCAACUACACAGGUACACUGAGAUAGACUCUGAUAGCGAAGACGAGAUAGCAGGUGAAGAGACUUCUGAACUGGAAACCUGAAUUUCCCUUCAGAAAAUGAGCAUAAUUAUUUUGCGGUAUAAAUUAUUUUUUAAAAAUAUGAGUUUAUUUAUAUAAUUUUAAAACUAUUUAUUAAUUUUCAAAAAAAAGAAUUUAUUAUUUUGUUUAUUAAUAGAGGACGGGAGUGACAGGUCUUCCUUAAUCCACCCAUUGACCAAAUCCUCGGUUUCUCAAAUGAAAAGUACCUCGUCAAAUACAAAGACCGCUCAUAUAUCCACCUCAAAUGGCUCACUGAGGAGGAAAUCAUUUCCGAGGGUCGCAAUGGCAAACUUAAGCUCAAUCGCUUCCUGAGGGAACGCAUGAAUCGACUUCCUGAAGAAGAAGGCAAAUUCUUUGACCCAGCCUUUACAGACGUCGACCGGGUAUUAUUGACCACAGAAAUCUUCCCUGUUGUCCAUCCCCGACAGGCAGCUCUCGUAACUGAGCGGUGGCAAGGCAAAUGUGCAGGAAUUCUUAACCCUUAAAAGAUGAUAAAAAAUACCAUAAAGAGUGACCAUAAUAGUCGAUUUUUCUAUAGAUUUUUUGCAAUAUAACUCUAAAUAAUACUAUCAAAAAGUUAGCAAAAUUAUGAAUUUUAGGAGAAAUGAAUUCUGCUACGCUAUACCUUUCUUAUACCCUAUUGAGCAGUCAGUCAAUGGUGGAACUGAGUAUUACAAGAAAGUAAGGUACCCAGUGGACUUUGUAACUAUCCAUAAUCGCUUAUACAAUGGCUACUACACCUUGCCCAUGGAAUUUUGGAAAGACUUGGGCUUUGUCUUUAAAAACUGCCAAUUGUUUAACCAAGAUAGAGAAGCGGACAUCAGGAUCAUUGGGGACACAUUGAGGCAGCUGUCAGUUCACCUUUACAAACUCUGGCAUGGCAGCACGACUGAUGCAGGGCGAUACACGCUCAAAUGGGUCAGUUUGGUUCCCAAUUAUGACGUGACCAGUCCAGAGUUUCUUCAAGUCGAUUUAGAAGCUGAAGAAUUCACCCAGCAAGACGAAGAAGAAGAUUUUAACCUAAAUGAGCAGCAUUUGUCUCAAGAAGAACUAGCGCAGAUACAGCUGGAAGGGGAGACUGAUAAGCUGUUCCUCGUCAAAUGGAAAAAUUUAUAGUAAAUCAUAUGUAUUGGCACACAAAAAUCAGCUUCUUUUUUAAUAGAAAAAAGUUAUUUCUAUUGAUUUAAAUAUGAAUAUCAUAUAAAGACUCCACAUGGGAACCAGAAAGCCUAAUCAAUAACGCCGCCAAAAUUUCUGAUUACUAUAGGUUUAACCGUGCAUUAGACACACAAGCGCGGCAAGAAAUGACUGAUUUAAACACAAACUUUACCAAAGUUAUGGGCUACCUCGCUGCAGAUGAGGCAAAUAAGCGAUAUAGAGGCUAUGGAAAUUCACAGUUAAUCCAUUUAUUGGACUCUAUAGACUUCCCUACUUUUGAUUCAAGGACCCAAAUCCAGCAAUUUAUUAUGUCCCCUGGGUUUAAGGACGGAAAACACCUCAGAGAGUACCAAGUUUUUGGGCUAAAUUGGCUGCUUCGAAACUGAAGCGUCAAAAGAAAUAGCAUUUUGGCUGACGAAAUGGGCUUAGGGAAAACAGUCCAAAUUGUAAGUUUUAUUAAUACACUAGUAAACUCUUAUAAAUUAAGAGGCCCGUAUCUGGCUAUAGCACCCCUUUCGACACUUGCACAUUGGAAAAAGACAGUAGAAGACUGGACAAUGCUGAACUGUGUGGUUUAUCAUGACCCGAAUGGCUCAGAAGGCAGAGAAUUCUGCAAUAAAUAUGAAAAUUAUUAUAAGUUUAUAAUGAUAAGCCUCAUAUUUUUACUUGUAAUACUAUUUUAAUUUUUUACAUAAAAUAGAUAAUUAGCUUAAUAGAAAAAAAUUUUUUUUUAGGCGAAAAAGCAUAUAGACAUAAUGAAAAGAGGAGGAGUCAGCGAAAAAUCAAAACUGGUGAAAUUCCAUAUAAUGGUCACUUCCUAUGAAGUCUUCAUGCAAGAUUACAACAAAUUCUUUGUCGAUAUCCCAUGGCAAUUAAUUGCUAUUGAUGAAGCUCAUAGGCUGAAAAACAAACAAGCCAAAAUUUUAAGCUUUUUAAGAGAACUUCCUUGUAGGAGAUUUGUAUUGAUGACUGGGACUCCUCUCCAGAAUAACACAGAAGAGUUGUGGUCGCUACUGAAUUUUAUCCAGCCUCAAGAUUUUGCUGACCUUAGUAACUUUUUAUUAUCUAUUAAUUAAAAUGCAUCAUUUUCUAUAGGUAUCAUCAUUAUUCUCUAUAAAAAUUAAUUUUUCAAAAAAAUAUUUUCAUAUAAAUCUCUUUGCAAGACCAUAUCUAAAUAUGGAAAUUUAGAAACAAAAGAGCAAGUCGAGCAGCUUCAAGAAAACAUCAAGCCUUAUCUACUCCGAAGGCUCAAAGAAGAAGUAGAAAAGUCAAUCCCCCCUCUUCAAGAAACCAUUAUCGACGUAGAGCUUACAAAUAUUCAAAAAACCUAUUAUCGUGCCAUUUACGAAAGAAACCGUUCUUUCCUAUGCAGAGGCACCUUAACACCCCAGCUCACCAAUAUGGAAAUCCAGCUGCGAAAAUGCUGCAACCACCCAUAUCUAAUCAAAGGUGUCGAACAAAGCCAUGCUGCAGGACUUAUCAGUGAUGACGAAAAAAUGAAGCGCAUGAUCGAAAGCUCAGGCAAAAUGGUCCUCCUCGACAAGCUGCUCCCCAGGCUAAAAGACCAAGGCAAAAAAGUCCUGAUUUUUUCUCAAUUUACCCAAAUGUUGAAUUUAAUAGAAGAAUACUUACGAAUGAAAUUUUAUAAGUUCGAAAGGCUGGACGGAUCAGUCAAGGCUACAGACAGACAAGCUUCUAUAGAAAGAUUUAACACAGAAGAACAAAAUAUUGACAUUUUCUUAUUAUCAACUAGAGCAGGAGGACUCGGGAUUAAUUUGACGUCAGCUCAGGUAGUCAUUAUUUUUGAUAGUGACUGGAACCCUCAGAAUGAUGUACAAGCUACUGCAAGAGCCCAUAGAAUUGGCCAAAAACAAGAAGUCCAGGUAUACAGGCUGAUUACUGCAAGAACUUAUGAAGCAGAAAUGUUUGAAAGGGCUUCAAGAAAACUAGGCCUUGACCAAGCUGUGUUUGCAAGAGAUAAUAAAGCGGAAAUUGAAAAUCUGCUGAAAUUUGGAGCUUAUAGCAUAUAUGAAGAAGACUCAGGCAGAAGUCAACAGUUCAUUGAGUCUAAUAUUGACCAAAUCUUGCAGACCAAUACAAGAAUAGUUGACUACAAUUUAAUCAAAAAUUCUUAUUCCUUUUCCAAAAGUUCUUUUGUGUCGCAUGGGUCUGAUACCAGUAUAAAUAUAGAUGACCCUAAUUUUUGGAAUAAAGUGCUGCCACCACAGACGUCGCUGUCGUCAAGACUAUUAACCAAGCUUAAUGACCGCAGCUUUACGGUGGAGUCACAAGGAGAAGAAUUCAUGCAAGAAUUAGAGUUGGCGGUAAAUGAGGUCAUGGCGUCAAAAACUAAUAUAGAAACCCAUAAUAUUGAAGAAGAAGAAAUUCUGACGUCUUUGCUGUUCCAGGUUACACAGACCAAACAGUUUGCAAAAGGGACAAGACAGCUGGCGCUGCAGUGGAUGAAUGAGCUUACAAGGCCUUUAAGAAACCGAUCAAGUAGAAAUAUGAUAUUUAUAAAUAAUUCUAAUAAAAAUGUUAUAAGGAUUAUCCUUAUUUUAGAUAAUUAUUAUGAUUGUAUGUUUAUAUAUUUAAUAGAAAUUAAACUAAUCGCAUAUAAGCCAGAUUCUCCACAAAUUAUGAGCGAAAGUGAAGAUGAAAGCGGCGAAGAAAAAAACAGGAAAAAAAUCACAAGCUUCGGAGGGACUGGAAUCAUAUGUGCCCACUGUGAAAAAGAAGGCUGCGGAUGAAUUUGUGCUGGCCCAUGCAAAAGAGGAUACCAUGACCAAUGCAAAGAUAAAGAGCUUGACCUAAAUCACGACUCAAAUCUCCCAGAAGAUGAAGAAGACAACAUAGCUGAACGCUUAGGCUGGAAAUGCCACGACUGCACCAAAAACAAAGCUGCCUGCUUUGUAUGUGGCAAAAAAGGACCAUUCGCAGGACACCAAAAAGAAGGCAAAAACUACGAAAUCGUCGUCAAAUGCUCACUUAACAACUGUGGGAAAUUUUUCCACCUUUCCUGCUUAGCAACUAAGCAUAAAAAACGCUUCAUUUGUCCUUGGCAUUACUGUGGGAUCUGCAAAGCUUCAGGAAACUCGAAAUCCUUACUCCAGUGUUCUCGCUGUCCUAAUGCAUUCCACUUACGCUGCUAUACCAGAAAAAUAGUCCGACUAAACAAAAGGUACAUUGUCUGCCACCAACAUAAGCAGCCGCAGCGACCACCAAUUUAUCCAUCCCAUAAAGCCCAGCAUAAAGAAAACGUAAAAGCACUAAAAGAAAAACUAAGCGAGCUGUGGAAUAAAUAUAGCCAUUUAAGCAUAACAGAAGAAGAAAAAAAGGCUGGAGAACCAAGGAAAAAGAAAAAAGUCGCCUCAGAAGAGCAAGCUAAUGAAAUUUACCAGAAAUAUGGACUGUGUUUACCAGAGGAUUUUGACUACAAAAAUUGCAGAGAUGAGUGGUGCAGAUUCUGUGGGGCGAGGAAGUCAGCUUCUUUUGGACCUGGACCCUGGGGGAAGAAGAUGCUUUGUAUGGCACAUGCAUCUGCUUGGAAAAGCAAAAAAACAUUAAAUUUGUCAAGUUAUAAAGAUGUGCCUGAGGUUCCAAUUGAUUUGUCGAAGAACACUGAGCUCAAUUAUUUGCUAAGGUUAUAUACAUAAUUAAAAGAAAAUGGCUUAUUUUAAUAUAUUAAUUAAGCCAAAACUUUGGUCAAAUUUAUUAUAUUACAGCUUAA